Molecule: messenger RNA, 1671 nt
Organism: Corythoichthys intestinalis (scribbled pipefish)
Lineage: Eukaryota; Metazoa; Chordata; Actinopteri; Syngnathiformes; Syngnathidae
Gene: ccn4a
Product: cellular communication network factor 4a
Exons: 7
Coding region: 385-1464 (359 amino acids)
Biological process (GO): signal transduction; cell adhesion
Cellular component (GO): extracellular matrix; extracellular region
Molecular function (GO): integrin binding; heparin binding
Source: RefSeq, a predicted model, not a curated record
ACGUAUAGCAAAUGGUUCGUGUUUAAGAGUUCCGCCGCAUAAACGUUGCGUGUAAAACAUAGAAGCAACUAAACGAGGUUUGCAAACGCUAGGUAGUUUACCUGUUUAUCAAUAUUUCCAUUUUAAAGCCAUAAUAAUCUCUUAGGUUGGAGAGAAAAGAGAACGCCGGGAUAGGAGCGGAACUGUGUCAUGGGGCACGAUGUGAUGCUAAUUUCGUUUGCUGUACCUGUCAGAGUUGGGCUUCACUAAGCAUUCAAAUAGACUGCAGAUCGCUCAGUGUGGAGAUGUCGCAGUCGGGUGUAGGAUGUGGCGUGUACAUGCGGAACACUGUACACUGCAUGUAGAAGCACAUGAACAGCAUUUUUGUGAGGCUCCUCACCCGGGAUGAGUUGGCUCCUCUUGUGGAUUCUAACUGCAGUCGGAAUUCAACAGGCCUCCUCCCGGAAUUCCACUGCCAUGCCGACGGUCACGUCGCCGACCGCGGAGCCCUUCCACCGUACUCAGUACUGCCGGUGGCCUUGCGAGUGUCCCGCCGAACCUCCCGCCUGCCCGCCGGGCGUGAGCCUCCUGACGGACGGCUGCGACUGCUGCAAGGCCUGCGCCCGGCAGGUGGGCGAGGAGUGCAACGAGGCGGACACCUGCGACCACCACAAGGGGCUGUACUGUGACUACAGCUCGGACAAGCCGAGGUACGAAAAGGGCCUGUGUGCAUACAUGGUCGGAACGGGCUGCGAGCACGACGGUGUCAUCUACCGCAACGGCCAGAGCUUUCAGCCCAGCUGCAAGUACCAGUGCGUGUGCGUCAACGGCGCCAUCGGCUGCGUGCCACUCUGCACCGAGUCCAGGCCACCGCGCGUCUGGUGUCAGAACCCGCGCCGUGUCAAAGUGCGGGGACAGUGUUGCGAGGAAUGGAUCUGCGACGAGCCCAAGAGGGGACGCAAGACGGCACCAAGGCACACCGUGGAGGCUCCCCCCGCUGAGCUGACGAGCUGGCAAAAGAACAACUGCGUGAGCCAGACCACGUCGUGGAGCCCCUGCUCGAAAACUUGCGGUCGCGGCCUUUCCCUGCGCGUCUCCAACGCCAACCAACGCUGCGAGCCCGUCAAGGAGUCGCGUCUUUGCAACCUCAGGCCUUGCGAGGUCGACAUCACCAAACACAUCAAGGUUGGCAAGAAGUGCUUGAACGUCUACCGCGAAGAGCGCGCGUCCAACAUGAGCAUAUCGGGCUGCACCAGCACCAGGCAGUACCGUCCCAAAUUCUGCGGCGCGUGCACAGAUGAGCGCUGCUGCAUCCCGUACAAGUCCAAAACGGUGGACGUGGACUUUGUGUGCCCCGACGGCUCGUCACUCUCCUGGAAAAUGAUGUGGGUGCAGGCCUGCUUCUGCAACCUCAGCUGCAAGAACCCCAACGACAUCUUUGCCGAGCUGGAGAAUUACUAUGGUUACCCAGAGGUCAUGAACUAACCCCUUUAGGAAACAUUUCCUUCUAAUACAUAUUUCUUGUGUUAAUUUUUUUAAAAAGUUUUUUUGUUUUUCCUAUUGGAAAAAUUUGUAAAUAAUGAUGUGAUGUACUGUAUUUGCACAAGGGACUCAUGAGGCCAUUUAAAAAGACUUCAAUGUCGCUGAUGGGACGGUUUUUUAUACCCUUCAUUAGACAAUGCAAUGAUCAAA